Amoebophrya sp. A25 is the source of this 968-nucleotide messenger RNA. The record is from the annotation of a GenBank genome assembly. Lineage: Eukaryota; Dinophyceae; Syndiniales; Amoebophryaceae.
CCGCCACUUCCGGGAGAGACGGCCAAGACACUCAAGCAAAUUGUAGGAGAGCUAACUUUUGGAAAGAACAAACGAAUUAUUUUCAUCAUCGCGCGACAGCACUCGGGAGAAGUUGUUGGCUCAUGGGUCAUGCAGGGCUUUUUACGUUUUCUACUAUCGAAGAGUCCCUACGCUCGCGUGCUUCGAGAAAAAUUCGUGUUUCACAUAAUCCCGAUGGUGAAUGUACUAAGUGUCAUUUACUUUUUUCAUGGUCUAUUAAACAAUUAGAUUCAACACUGAUCCCAUCGUAAUACAUUUCGCUCUUCCUUCGAGUCUACUCGCAUAGGUUCUUCCGCGUUAUUGUGCCGAAAAUGAUUAGACACCUUCAUGCUAUUCUCCAAUCGCAAGUGUAACUUUUCUGAGUAUCUGUAGUACUCUUCACGCACGCACGAUCUUCAACUCUCGUCCUUCUACAGAUUGACGGCGUCGUUUAUGGGAAUGCACGUUGUACGCUAGCCGGCGUCGAUCCGAACAGGGUUUGGAAUGAUCCAAAUCCGAUUAUUCACCCUGUGAUUCAUCAAAUCAAGGAAUACAUGCGAUGGCUUCCACCGGAUUCCAUCGAUAUCUUUCUGGAUUUUCACGGACAUUCUGCUAAAUGUGCUUCGUUUUUCUACGGUUGCCAAGAACACACAGACGCGAAAGUACUCAAGUCUGCUUGAAUAGAUUUUUGGAUGCAUGGAGAUUACGAUUAGAAGGCUUUAGUUGGUACAGGGAAUUCUGAGGCAGUCAGCCAAACAGAUUUAUACCAUCAUCAAGUCGGUACAGAUGAAGUCUUCAUUGCAAAACUUGAUUCCAUUAUCGUGAUACAAAACUAAAGGCUGCGCUUUUUCCCAAGCUCGCUUCGCUCACAUCGCGCGAUAUUUCGUUUGAGGACUGUCGAUGGCAGCACGGUAAGUCACACACGAAAAGCGCGCGUGCGGUGGUCGGGA